Messenger RNA from Acaulospora colombiana, 759 nucleotides. The record is from the annotation of a GenBank genome assembly. NCBI's taxonomy places the organism in Eukaryota, Fungi, Glomeromycota, Glomeromycetes, Diversisporales, Acaulosporaceae.
AUGGCAGAGGUUGACGAUCGCCUUUCACACCUUCGUGCUUUACUUCAAAGUCUUCCUGAUUCACUUCCAGAGUGGAUUGGUUUGGAUUUUCGUACAUUUGCACCAGAUAAUGAAGCAGUGGAAGAUUAUGGGCCAGUAGGGGCAGUAAAUCGUGAACUAGAGGUUUGCUUUGGCUAUGCUAGCCGUUCCUCAGAGGAUGGCUUAGUUAAGAUAGAGGGACGAGGAGAUGCACUCACUGCCGUAGUUGAUGUCCUUAUCAAGGCCAAGGAGACAGACCCAAAGGAGGCUGCUAUUGUGGACAAAUGGGUGGAGGACCUGAUAAGAGCCGCAGAACAUGCUGUGGGUCAAGUGAGUUCAUUGCAUGUCCAAGAACUUGAUGCUGAGAUAGUCCUACUCUGCAUAGAGCAGCAAUCCACCAGUAUUAACCAUAAAAAAACCCAAUCUAAAGCGAGCCUGAAACCGAUGCAGAAUUUGAGCUCGUUGAUGGGUAUGAGACAGAUGGUGAAAUCCUCUGCCGUGAUCGCAUCACAGGGAAAGGCUGUUGGAGAUGCUCAGGUGAUGGCUGCACUUAUAAUCGUGUUGGCCAGAUCCAAAAGUCCAGACGAGGCAAUCCAAAAAGAGGCACGGGAUGCAAUGAGUCUGGAUGCUGCAAGCGAAAAGUUGAAGACAAUGGAAAAGCAACCAUCAGUACUCGCAAUGGUAGCAAAGCAAGGGGCAACAAAACAGUCGCUCAAUGCUCAGCAUCUUGUCGUACUGAUG